Molecule: messenger RNA, 2467 nt
Organism: Corylus avellana
Lineage: Eukaryota; Viridiplantae; Streptophyta; Magnoliopsida; Fagales; Betulaceae
Product: E3 ubiquitin-protein ligase ATL6
Source: RefSeq, a predicted model, not a curated record
UAAGUUUUCUUGAGUUCACUUUGAUUUUUUAGCUUUGCUUAGUUUGAUAACACACAGAGAGCCUGUUAAGUGUUAACCAACAAAGGAUAAUACCAGCAACCAAAAUUCAUGCCGUAAACAGAUUCUGCAGCGACUGAAAUCAUGACAUAACAGAUUCUGCAGCAGCUUAAAUCAUCCCAUAACUUCUACAGAUGAACAUAAUUAGGAUACAGAGAAUCGUGCAGCAGCUGAUCUUUCUAUUUUACAUUCUUCUUACACCAAAAUUGUCCUUCAAUUUGAGCUCCCCUGAACUUCAUUAAAUACAAGGGAUUUGUAUGUAUAUAUAUAUAUAUAUAUCUAUCAAAAAAUGUAUCGACAAAAAAAAUUGACUCACCAGACAAGCAAGGUAUACCAUGCACUCGCUAUCCACUUGGAGCUUCAAAAUCCAACUUUCAUGCGUAGCAGAAAAAUUCAAGUUGCCCUCAGCAAUUUGCAGUUUAAAAGGCUUUAUGGUACCAAGGAUAAAUAAAAAAAAGCGGGGAGUGGGGGGGGGGAGGUGGUGGUAACUAUGAAUUUGAUAUAUAUAGUUCUUCUUUGUCCUAACCUGAAUCAUAUCCAAGUGGGGUUAACUUAUAUCCUUCUACUAUUCUGGAUAGACUCGAGCAAACCAGAGUCCAUUGAAACCCCCGUUUCUUUUUGCCAGGUCAGAUGUUUCAUGGCACACGGUUUUUUCGUUUUUUUUGUCGGUUACGCCGCCUCGCCGCUGUUCUGUUCUAAACCCUGGUUUUAGCAAGUCACUGUUGAAAUCGCAAACUCAAACCCAGAGAGGAUCAGAUACUUCUGGAAACUAGUUCAUCCCCUUUCUAUUCGCCUGCGUACCCUUCUCUUUCAAUAGACAAUAUAGCUCUUUUGAAUUGAUCAAUGGCUUGUAUAAAUACCCAUUCGGAUAAGAAAAUGUUUAUUACAACAGUAGCGAUCAUUUUACUUGUAGCCCAUCAAAUGCCUCAAAAACUCAAAUUGAUGAUUCUGGUUGCUUAGCGUUAUGCAUCGCUGACACAAACCUAGUUGUUGCCCCACAAAGGUCACUCUACUGUACAGUUGCCAGUUGCCGCUGUCUUUAACGCUCCCCAGUACCAGCCAUUAGCGGUUACCUGCUUGCCACGUGGCAAAUUCCGAUGCCACCGCCAGUCACUGAGAAGUUCCAUCCUUUGUUUUCUUCCCGCGCACGAUAACGGCUUAAAUUAUUCCUCUUUUGCUUCGCUCUUUAUAUUUCCAAUUUUCCACGAAACUCGAUCUGCACUUUGUUCUCUUGUACAGAUCGAGUACUUGCAACUCCGUUCCAAAUGAGACUAAAGAUUAAUCUCAGCCGUACGACGAUCACUCCCUGUCUGCUCCUCUUGUUUCUCUCGCCGCUGCCCCACCGUGCCAAUGCACAGUCGGCCACGGAUUCACCCUCUAUGAACGUUCCGAGCCAAAAUUUCAGCCAGUCGAUGGCGGUGGUCAUCGCGUUCCUCAUGUGCGCCUUCUUCUUCUUGGCCUUUUUCUCCAUCUACUGCCGCGAGUGCUUGGACUCACGCGCCGCCGAGGCCCAUACCACCGGCCAAACGAACAGGUCCAGACACAACGGUCUGGACCCGGCCGUGAUUGAGACCUUUCCAAUCCUCGUCUACUCCGUGGCCAAAGAGCUCAAAAUGGGCAAGGGAGCUCUUGAGUGCGCCGUGUGCUUGAGCGAGUUCGAAGACUACGAAACGCUGCGUUUGCUGCCCAAGUGCAGCCACGUGUUCCAUCCCGAUUGCAUCGACGCCUGGUUAGCAUCCCGCUCGACGUGCCCGGUUUGCAGGGCUAAGCUCACACCAGUUGAGCUCGCUCCCAAGGCGGCGCAAUCGACCGAGUCGAUUCAGCAGAACUCGGCGUCAGAAAACGGUGAGGGAGAACACGACGACGUUUUGAUCAACGUUGAGGAUGAUCGUAUGGGAGACUGUCCAGCGAGGACGAGAAUAUCGGGGAAGUUCCCGAGGUCGCACUCGACGGGUCACUCACUGGUUCAACCGGGAGAGAACACAGAGAGGUACACUCUGAGAUUGCAGGAGGAGGUGAGGAAGCAGAUCGUGGUUAGUGGGAAGCUGAAGCGGUCGAGUAGCUACAACGUCAUACUGGGCAGGGAAGGGUGUAGCGGAGGAAAGAAUAGCUGUGUGGACCGGCAGGUUGGACGGCCGGACUGGUGGGUGUUCUCGAGGACGCCGCCGUUUGUUGCCGUUAAGUCUCCGAAGUUGGGCGCGGAGGGCCAGGGGAGUGUGACGAUUGGGAAGAGCUUCUUGACGUCCGUUAAGAUGCCGUUAGAUUGUCUUGGCGUAAAGGCCGAGGGAGUGGAAGAAUCGUCGAUUCCGUCCCCCGUUUGAGUGUGGAUCAUUGUAAACUAAAACGAUACUUCUGUUCUAUGUAUAUACUUGUCUUCCCAUUACUUUAUUGCUCUCAGGCAUUUUUUAUA